Panicum hallii is the source of this 3317-nucleotide messenger RNA. RefSeq names its product pentatricopeptide repeat-containing protein At4g21065-like. Gene Ontology annotation, biological process: RNA modification. Gene Ontology annotation, molecular function: protein binding; RNA binding. The transcript has a single exon. The record is from RefSeq and is a predicted model, not a curated record. The coding region runs from base 57 to 1511 and encodes 484 amino acids. NCBI's taxonomy places the organism in Eukaryota, Viridiplantae, Streptophyta, Magnoliopsida, Poales, Poaceae.
AUGGACCCAACUCGGCCACAUUCCCCUCCCCUCCACCGAUAGAUCCAAGUCACCCGAUGCAAAUGCCAUCGGCGCCGCUCUCCGCGGCCGCCGCCGGCGCCCGCGUCAGCCGCCGUCCGAACCUCUCCCUCCUCGCCGACCGCUGCACCACCACGCGCGCGCUGGCCCGCGUCCACGCGGCCAUGCUCGUCUCCGGCCGCCUCGCCGAGAACGCCUUCGCGGCGUCUCGCCUCCUGACCGCCUACGACGCGCUGGCCCCGGACCCCGCCGCCGCCGCGCUCACGCUCCUCUCCUCCGUCCCAAUCGCCACCAACUCCUUCAUGCUCAACACCACCCUCCGCGCACUCGCCUCCUCCCCGGACCCUGCCGCCGCGUUCCCCUUCUUCGCGCGCCUCCGCGCCACCGGCGCCCUCGCCGCGCCCGGCGGGCACACCUUCUCAUUUCUCCUCAAGGCCGCCGCGCGCCUCCCGCACCCGCUACCCGUCGCCGGGCAGCUCCACGCGCUCGCCGUUCGCCACGGGGUGCACCUCGACGCCUACGUCGCCAACGGGCUCGUCCGGGCCUACUCCGUGGCCGGCCGCCUCGGCGCCGCGCGCAGGGUGUUCGACGAGGUGCCCGAGCGGAACGCGAACCUGCACACCACGGUCGUCUCUGCUUACGCGCAGAACGGGCGGCAUGAGGGCGCCAUGGCAGCAUUCGACGAGAUGGUCAGCGAGGGGUUUGAGCCCACCGGCGCUUCGCUGUCAUCUGUGCUGUUUGCGUGCGCGCGGUCCGUGUCGGGCGGGCUCCAGAUGGGGCGCCGCGUGCACGACCUCAUGGUGGCGCGGGGCAUGGCAGAGGGGACCAUCCUCGGCACGGCGCUCGUUGACAUGUAUGCCAAGAAUGGCGCCAUCCAGGAGGCGGUGGCGGUGUUCGACAGGAUGCCGGAACGGCGCGCGCCAGCAACUUGGAACGCCCUGAUCUCAGGGCUGGCGCACCACGGCCAUGGCAAGCGCGCGCUGGAAGUGUUCGAGAGGAUGCAGCAAGAGGGUGUGCUGCCGAAUGCGAUCACACUCGUCGGGGCGCUCUCAGCGUGCUGCCACGCAGGGCUGCUGGAGGAGGCCCGCCGGCUGUUCAGGUCCAUGAAAGACUUUGGAAUCGCUCCAGGCAUCCAGCACUACGGGUGCAUGGUCAACCUCCUCGGUGGGGCGGGGCUCCUAUCAGAGGCAGAGGAGAUGAUAAGGGGAAUGAAAUGCAAAGCGGACACCAUGAUAUGGGGAGCACUUCUGACAGCUUGCAAGAAUCAUGGUGACGUCGAGAUCGGCGAGCGGGUGGUGGUGGAGAUGCUGAAACUGGAUCCUAGCAACCAUGGCGUGUAUGUUGUGCUGUCAAACUUGUAUGCAGAAGCUGGAAGGUGGCAGGACGUGGAUAAGCUGAGGAAGGUGAUGAAGGGAGAACGGCUGUCAAAGAUCCCUGGGGCUAGCACAGUCGGUGGACCACCAGAGCAACUGGAGAUCGCCACCACCAGAUAAAAAGGUGCUGGUCUAAUUGCACUGGCUGGUGGCUUUGUGUCCACGAAGUGAAGAACAGAUCUGCUGCAAGUUUGUGAUAAGAUAAAGCUGCUAUGAGAGAGGAAAAGAUGGAUUGGAGCAAAUGCAUCUUAAGAUCAAGAUUGGACAACUGACAAUUGUAUAAAACAGCACGAAGCAUUGCGAAGACCAAAUUCUGCACUUUUGACAAUAUGAAUAUCACCAACAUCGAGACCGGAUGAUGGCAAUACUAAUUCCGUGGUAAUACACCGAUGAGUUGUUUACAGAGGUCCAAUUUAGCAUGACACCAGUACGUAAUCACUCUACUUAGUUGCUAAAAAAUUCUUCCUAGAAAUCAGAGGAAGGGAGGUGCUAUACAGUUGAACCACAAACUCAGUUAUGUUCUCCUACGCAUUUGGUAUUUUGGUCACUAGCAAAGCAGGCUGUAUGAUGGCAUGUCUUCGAUCCGCAUCACAUCGUCCAGCAUGAGCUCCCUCUCCAGCUGGGUUCGUGUUGACUUCAGUACCUCCUACGAGUGGCAUCACAAACAUGAGACAAGUAGAUUUGGGUUCCAACUGAGGAUGAGAUGUCAAUAGGCAGGAAUUUACAUUGAAGUCCAUGUAAGAGGCGUUCUUGUCAAGCCACUGCUUGUCCAUCACAACAAAUGCGACGCAGUAGAGCAGAUCAAAUGCCCACUCAUCCUCUAGGACAAGGAAGUCAAGAGCAAUUCGUUGGAUACUGAAGGUACUUUCAGAUGUCAGAGCAAAAGCACAAAAAAGUUGCUAAAACAGUCCUACCUGAAAGCAUUUGAAUAAAAAUGGCUCGGACAAAUGUUCUUGGCUUUGCUGCAGUCAAUAUUAACUUCUUGUUAGAAAAAAUAAAUUUUUAUAGUCAUAACAAGAUGGCAUUGGAGAGUCUGGGUCAGUUCUUACUUGACUGGAGAUCAAGCAUCUGCAUGAUCAUGAAUGUAAUGUUUACGCCAGCAACUGCAAAUGGGUACUCCCAUGUGGCUCUGUUACCGCACUGUUUCUUUAGCAGCCUCUGAAAUGAGGCCUGCGGAAAUAAAAUUAGAUGGUUCCUCACUAGCAAGGGAGCACAUUCAAAUAAAGAAAAGCUAUCGCUAUAUACUGCUUACAGAGAAUGUCUUGGCAAAGAAUAGAAGGUUCUCCAGAGAGAUGAAUCCUGCACCUCUGUAGCAUGUAUUGCAGUGUCACAUAACUUGACACUUUGAAAGGUACUCAAGAGAAUAUUUAGUUUGGAUCAAUCAAUAGUGUACCUAAAGUCAGUUGAUGGGUCUCUUCCUUGCCAACCCAUGUCCUUCCACUGUUCCGAUAUCAAACCUUGAAGUUCUUGAUCAGGGUAUGUCGCAUGCCAAAGAGCUUUCAGGGCUUCCUGCAACCGUUAGUAUUACUACUCAUCAGGAUUCAGUAGACAGAGAGAAGAACAAAUAGAAACAUAACUAUACAGAUGAAGAUGCCAAACUCAGUACCGCAGCAGUAAACAGUUCAGCACUUGCUAAUUACUAUUUGGUAUGCAUGAUUUAGUACGAUUCAAUUAUGCAACUAAAUCAGUUCUUAUGUUAUGUGGCCAUACUAUCUUAGAAGUAUGAUCAAAAUGAAGAGUUAAUCGCAUUUCAACCUACUAAUGGGUUCAGUUCUUAGAAGUAACAUUGCUCGUAAGUCUUCAAUCUGUGCAUCAAAACCCUCCAGUAUCAAGGAGAGCAGUUGUCCAGAAAAGCACAAUAUAUCUGCACUUAACUGAUAAUUAGCAGGGUAAGUGAGAUAACUUAUUGUGCCCUGUUCUGUUUGA